CUGUACCGAACUGUCAUCUCUAGGAACGAGGCGAAAAUUAAUCUGUUUUCGGUGGCAAAAUUUACGUGUCUUCGACCAUUUUGUAAAUAUUAGACCAUAAUACACACUUGAAUUGAGUGCUAGAGAGAUCCGAGGUGUUUAUUGAUACGAGAAGGCUGCGAUUUGGGUGCCUUUAGAGUGGGAAACAUCAGUUUAAAGUCCACAAAAAUUUCGCUGUGCAGCGGCCAUUUUGGGCGAAGUAAAACGUCAGCAGCAGCAGCCCGUGUAUCGUAAAUAUCUUAAACAGAGCAGUUAACUGUCGCCGGGAGCUUUUGCGCCAUCCAAACCAAGCUUUACUAGUAAACGCCACUAAACGUAAACAAAACAAUGGCUGACGAAGAUAUCACACUGAAUGAGGAUCAGCUUCUGGAGUCGCUGGAGGAGACGAACGGGGAUCAGGAGGCCGAACUUACCGCAGAAACCGAGGACGACGGCAACAUGCAGAUCGACCCCGAACUGGAGGCCAUCAAGGCGCGCGUAAAGGAGAUGGAGGAGGAGGCCGAGAAGAUCAAGCAGAUGCAGUCUGAGGUGGACAAACAGAUGGCCGGUGGCUCCACCACUGGCCUGGCCACCGUGCCGCUGUCGCUCGAGGAGAAGCAGGAGAUAGACACACGUUCUGUCUACGUGGGCAACGUGGACUAUGGCGCCUCCGCCGAGGAGUUGGAGGCCCACUUCCACGGCUGUGGCACCAUCAACCGCGUCACCAUCCUCUGCAAUAAGGCUGACGGCCAUCCCAAGGGCUUUGCGUACAUCGAGUUCGGAUCGAAGGAGUUCGUCGAGACAGCCUUGGCCAUGAAUGAGACCCUUUUCCGGGGUCGGCAAAUCAAGGUAAUGUCGAAGCGCACCAACCGCCCUGGCCUUUCCACCACAAACCGCUUCGCCCGCGGCAGCUUCCGGGGCCGAGGUGCCCGCGUUUCCCGAGGGUCGUGCUGUCACUCCACCUUCCGGGGCGCCCGACGCGCAAUGGGUUACCGCGGUCGCGCCAAUUACUAUGCUCCCUACUGAUUAUUGUUUUAUUAAAACCGUAGUAAGAUUUUUUUACAAUAUUAUUUCAAAAAACAUUAUUUCAUUGCCAAACUUCUUUGCUAAAUAAAUAAAACAAAAAACAGAAAAUAAGAAAAAAAGAAAAAAGCGAAAACAAAAGUCACAAGAGAAAGCGCCAGAAAAAAUAUUUCGUUUCAAUAUAAAAAAAAUGCAUCUGCAGCAAGUAAAAAGGCGAAAAAGAGAAAGAAACCUCGAAAAAAAUAUUAAAAAAUCAACAUGGAAAACGUAUAUAUCUUGACUUGGCUAUAAUGUUUUUUGAAGCACCCAAUACACCAAACACCCCUCUUUUCACACAUUUUAUUUUUCAAAUAUAAAAUAAAAAGAAAAAUAUACAUAAAAAAGAAACGAAAAAGAAAAGAAGAAACAAAAUCCAUAAUAAAAGAAGUUAAAAGAUGGCAACUUCAGUAAAAGAAGGAUGAAAAUAAUAAUAAAAAAAUAAUAUAUAUACAAAAGAAGACAGAAAGAACGCUGGAAAAAGAAGAAAUUCAACAAAACAUAUAUAUAUAAAAAAAAAAGAAAAGAAAAGCAAGUGCAGAAUUUAUAUAUUAAAAAAAUAUAUAGAGUAAACAAAAGAGAAGUUGCAUUUUACUGAAAUGAAAAGAUGACAAAUAUAUCCGAAUUAAACAAG
This is a messenger RNA of Drosophila kikkawai, 1711 nucleotides long. It is a transcript of the gene Pabp2, whose product is annotated as poly(A) binding protein nuclear 1. Gene Ontology annotation, cellular component: nucleus. Lineage: Eukaryota; Metazoa; Arthropoda; Insecta; Diptera; Drosophilidae. Gene Ontology annotation, molecular function: poly(A) binding. The record is from RefSeq and is a predicted model, not a curated record.